Photinus pyralis (common eastern firefly) is the source of this 792-nucleotide messenger RNA. RefSeq lists its product as uncharacterized. The record is from RefSeq and is a predicted model, not a curated record. Lineage: Eukaryota; Metazoa; Arthropoda; Insecta; Coleoptera; Lampyridae.
GCAGCCCCUUUGUCGAAUAAUCUCACCGAGGACGUCCUGGACAACUACUACCUGCAACCGGAGGUGCCCGCGUCGACCUCGCUUCCAAGCUUCGCAAGCGGCGAAACGACGCACGCCAGAAAAGAGGUGACGCCAGCGACGAGUCCGACGAGCAGUACCCAAGCCUACAUAGGCCUCAUCACCGGGGUGCUCGCCAUGAUCGUGCUACUAUUAGCCUGCACCGUUUUCCUCAUGAUAAGAAGGGGAAGGAAGAAGGUCGCGCUGUUACACAAACACACGGCGCUGGUGUCGAGCAGCACGAAGCCCGGGGUGACGAUAAACAUGAAGGACCUGAAGAACAUGUCGACGCCCAUCAUUAAUAACGGACUGUCGCGCUCCAGGCUUUCGGUGAAGAGUAAAUCGAACGCGCUCGGUGGCACCGAAUCGAAGAAGAACAAGAAGAGUAACCUGUACGGUCACGUGACUGGGGGCGAGGAGUCGGACAGUGAAAACUCGUCGGUUUACCACGAACCGUACAAGCUACUCCCGAACGCCAAUCAGGAGUACGGCUGCCUGUUGAAGAAGGACCAAAUAGCAUCUAGUAAAAGUGGGGAGUAUACAGAUUUCACGAGCGUCAAUAGUUUCCAAGAGGAAUUGAAAUACACGUCUCCCUCGUUCUACAAUCUGACGCCGCCGCCGCCGCCGGCGUCGCGUCCCCCAACGUACGACGUACAGAAUUUCCAAACGCCCACGAAAACACCGAACGGAACAAUUGCAACGGAAAACUAUUACGCCGCCACCGAUAUUGUAAAG